Molecule: messenger RNA, 2139 nt
Organism: Ciona intestinalis (vase tunicate)
Lineage: Eukaryota; Metazoa; Chordata; Ascidiacea; Phlebobranchia; Cionidae
Product: DNA-directed RNA polymerase II subunit RPB4
Biological process (GO): DNA-templated transcription initiation
Cellular component (GO): RNA polymerase complex
Molecular function (GO): nucleotide binding
Source: RefSeq, a predicted model, not a curated record
UUUAAACUAAACAACACCUAAGGCUCAGCGUACGCCUACGAUAAGUUAGCUAAUAAAUUAACGCUUUUAUCAAUCAAGCCGUCGAGUCGAGCCGUUUCCGUGUGUAUAAAGCAGCGCUUACACAAACGCACAACAGCUAUUUAAGUGAACAUAAUGCGCGGACAGAAUCUGAUCAGAAACGUUUCGUGUCAGCAAAUGAUGAGGAGAAACAUUAAUUAUGUGCUUUAAUUAUAAAAUGCGUUUCGUGACGCAAGAAUCAUAGCUGAAAAUGCAAUCCCGCGCGUUUCCUUCCUACGGCCAACGAUCCAUGACAAUCACGUGAUCUUAUUGCUUCAUGUGGGAGACUGGUAAAGCUGGCAGAAAAGAAAACUGUAUAACAACGGUUACUAACUCGUAUGAUUGCUGUGGCCAAGGUCUAGAACACGCAACGUGUUUUGUCAACUGACUAUAGGUUUAUAGUGUCUUCAUAUUAUCAAUUCACUAUCAGCUGUAGUAUGGCAAAUAUGAACAUAAAUUUUGUUUUACUGUUUUACUGCCUUUAUUAAACUGAGCUGUGCUUUCAGUUAAGACACACUUUCACUUCUUUUUAAAGUAAUGUAAACAAGUUUAAUAUGUUUAUAUGACUAUAUUUGUCCUUUUGUAUUUACAUUAUUGAACCAAAUAGCAAAACCGUUGCUCAGUUAAUCAAUACCCUGAACAGUACGAUGAUAAUUCUUCCACCUUUUACAUAAGUACCUACUGCUGCUUGGUAAAGACAACUUACUAUAUCUUCUUAUUUCCUCGUUCCAUGAACAAACGAUGCGCGUUUGCUUUGUAGCAGCUUUGCUUCAGGUCUGCCGUCACACUGCUUCCGCAACGGACCAAAAUAGAAAUUGAAUCAUAAACGAAAUAGCUACGAACUAACGAACACCAUUUUCAAUUUUAGCUACACACAACUAUUCACAAGGAGAUAUGCCACCAAGACGUCUCUCAAUGCCGCUUUCUUAUAACUUCAAAAACAACCCGAUUACCUUUGAAGUUUCAAACUUCCGCUGUUAGCUUGUCCAGUCUGUCAGUUCCGCUAUUAUCUUUGUUACUUUAUGAUCAGCAUAGUCUGUUUAUUAUUUUUAUAACACACGGAUAAAUUGUAAGAUGUAACUUCGGCCUGUUCGUCAUUUACUAUGUCUAAAGUAUAAUUCUAUGUCUUUGAUGAUGCAUGACGAAAUAAAAUCUUUAUAAAAUAGCGUGUGUUCGAAAUUUAUAUACACAGUACGCAGUGCUGUAUAAGAUCCUCUUUGGCAAUUCGCCCACAGUGGAUUUCGGAUAUUUGUAGUUUCGUUGUAAACAAAGUGUGAGAGCCUAGUCUUUUAUUACCUCCCUUUAAUUGUGUUUGUGAACAAUGAGUAGCGCAUCUACAAAAGCGUUAUCCACAGUUCUUACCGAGCAGGAAGAAGAUUCUUCGCAGUUGCAGUUCCCACAAGAGUUCGAAAGCGCAGAGACUUUGCUUAAUUCAGAAGUUCACAUGCUUCUGGAGCAUCGAAAAUCCCAAAACGAAAACGCAGAUGACGAGCAAGAACUUUCAGAAGUCUUUAUGAAAACUUUGAACUACACGCAACGGUUCAGCCGAUUCAAAAACCGCGAAACGAUUACGAGCGUUAGAGGCUUGUUGCUGCAAAAGGAUCUUCAUAAAUUCGAACUGGCAUCACUUGCAAAUCUGUGUCCAGAGACAGCAGAGGAAGCAAAGGCACUUGUCCCAAGUUUAGAAGGAAGAUUUGAGGAUGAGGACCUUCAGCAAGUCUUGGAGGAUAUCCAAACCAAACGAAGUUUUCAAUGUUGAAAUAUUACUAUAUUAGAAAUGGUGAAAAAUAUUCAGAAUGAAUGUCCGAGAGGGAAAUGAGAAAAUGCGGAAUCCACAGCUGAAAAUUUUCUUAUUAUUUUAUCUUCAAAGCAGAUGUUCUUAUAAAGAAUUAGAUGUUUACUUUAUUUCAACCAUAUUCCAAAUCUUGUCAUCGAACAGUUUCUAUUUUUUUUUGUAGAAUACUAAUGCCGGUAUAUUUGUUUGUUUACAAAAUUUGGGAUAUUCAUUUCUUUGAUCACUAGUUGAAUUUUGAAGUGCGCUUGUGUACAACUACAUUGUCAUAACUUGUUUUUAUUAGAAAA